This is a messenger RNA of Saccostrea cuccullata (small rock oyster), 3081 nucleotides long. Its product is annotated as putative ankyrin repeat protein RF_0381. Bases 1 to 3081 code for a protein of 1026 amino acids. Gene Ontology annotation, cellular component: ciliary inversin compartment. Gene Ontology annotation, molecular function: protein binding. The transcript has a single exon. The record is from RefSeq and is a predicted model, not a curated record. Gene Ontology annotation, biological process: protein localization to ciliary inversin compartment. NCBI's taxonomy places the organism in Eukaryota, Metazoa, Mollusca, Bivalvia, Ostreida, Ostreidae.
AUGUCGUUACAUGAAGGAGGUUACAUUUCAGAAAAAACAAGCGCCAAAAUGAUGCAUUUCAAAGAUGAGAUAAAUACAAAAACACGUGCUUUUUAUUCUGCCUGUAAGAAUGGAAAUACAGAUUUGUGCCGAUAUCUCCUCGAUCGCGAUCCACACAUUCUUAAUCAAGUAGAUGAUGAUGGAUGGAAUGCCGCAUCAUGUGCAGCACAAGGAGGAAAUGUUGAAAUUUUAGAACUUCUGGCACAAAAAGGCGUCGAUAUAACAUUAAAAACUAAUGUAGGCGGUAAUAUUCUUCACAUUGCUUGUAUUAAUUCCCGAUUAGAAAUGUGCCAAUAUAUCAUCCAACAUUAUCCAGACAUGCUAAAUCAAGUAGAUAAUAAUGGAUGGAAUGCCGCAUCAUGUGCAGCACAAGGAGGAAAUGUUGAAAUUUUAGAACUUCUGGCACAAAAAGGCGUCGAUAUAACAUUAAAAACUAAUGUAGGCGGUAAUAUUCUUCACAUUGCUUGUAUUAAUUCCCGAUUAGAAAUGUGCCAAUAUAUCAUCCAACAUUAUCCAGACAUGCUAAAUCAAGUAGAUAAUAAUGGAUGUAAUGCCGCAUUAUGUGCAGUACAAGGAGGAAAUGUUGAAAUUUUAGAACUUCUGGCACAAAAAGGCGUCGAUAUAGCAUUAAAAACUAAUGUAGGCGGUAAUAUUCUUCACAUUGCUUGUAUUAAUUCCCGAUUAGAAAUGUGCCAAUAUAUCAUCCAACAUUAUCCAGACAUGCUAAAUCAAGUAGAUAAUAAUGGAUGGAAUGCCGCAUUAUGUGCAGUACAAGGAGGAAAUGCUGAAAUUUUAGAACUUCUGGCACAAAAAGGCGUCGAUAUAACAUUAAAAACUAAUGCAGGCGGUAAUAUUCUUCACAUUGCUUGUGUUAAUUGCCGAUUAGAAAUGUGCCAAUAUAUCAUCCAACAUUAUCCAGACAUGCUAAAUCAAGUAGGUUAUAAUGGAUGUAAUGCCGCAUCAUGUGCAGCACAAGGAGGAAAUGUUGAAAUUUUAGAACUUCUGGCACAAAAAGGCGUCGAUAUAACAUUAAAAACUAAUGCAGGCGGUAAUAUUCUUCACAUUGCUUGUGUUAAUUGCCGAUUAGAAAUGUGCCAAUAUAUCAUCCAACAUUAUCCAGACAUGCUAAAUCAAGUAGAUAAUAAUGGAUGGAAUGCCGCAUUAUGUGCAGUACAAGGAGGAAAUGCUGAAAUUUUAGAACUUCUGGCACAAAAAGGCGUCGAUAUAACAUUAAAAACUAAUGCAGGCGGUAAUAUUCUUCACAUUGCUUGUGUUAAUUGCCGAUUAGAAAUGUGCCAAUAUAUCAUCCAACAUUAUCCAGACAUGCUAAAUCAAGUAGAUAAUAAUGGAUGUAAUGCCGCAUUAUGUGCAGUACAAGGAGGAAAUGUUGAAAUUUUAGAACUUCUGGCACAAAAAGGCGUCGAUAUAACAUUAAAAACUAAUGUAGGCGGUAAUAUUCUUCACAUUGCUUGUAUUAAUUCCCGAUUAGAAAUGUGCCAAUAUAUCAUCCAACAUUAUCCAGACAUGCUAAAUCAAGUAGAUAAUAAUGGAUGGAAUGCCGCAUUAUGUGCAGUACAAGGAGGAAAUGCUGAAAUUUUAGAACUUCUGGCACAAAAAGGCGUCGAUAUAACAUUAAAAACUAAUGCAGGCGGUAAUAUUCUUCACAUUGCUUGUAUUAAUUCCCGAUUAGAAAUGUGCCAAUAUAUCAUCCAACAUUAUCCAGACAUGCUUAAUCAAGUAGAUAAUGAUGGAUGUAAUGCCGCAUCAUGUGCAGCACAAGGAGGAAAUGUUGAAAUUUUAGAACUUCUGGCACAAAAAGGCGUCGAUAUAACAUUAAAAAUUAAUGUAGGCGGUAAUAUUCUUCAGAUUGCUUGUAUUAAUUCCCGAUUAGAAAUGUGCCAAUAUAUCAUCCAACAUUAUCCAGACAUGCUUAAUCAAGUAGAUAAUAAUGGAUGGAAUGCCGCAUUAUGUGCAGUACAAGGAGGAAAUGCUGAAAUUUUAGAACUUCUGGCACAAAAAGGCGUCGAUAUGACAUUUAAAACUAAGAAAGGCAGUAAUAUUCUUCACAUUGCUUGCAUUAAUUCUAAAUCAGAAAUGUGCCAAUAUAUCAUCCAACAUUAUCCAGACAUGCUUAAUCAAGUGAAUAAUGAUGGAUGGUAUGUCGCAUUAUAUGUAGCACAAGGAGGAAAUGUUGAAAUUUUAGAACUUCUGGCACAAAAAGGCGUCGAUAUAACAUUAAAAAAUAAUGUAGGCGGUAAUAUUCUUCACAUUGCUUGUGUUAAUUCCCGAUUAGAAAUGUGCCAAUAUAUCAUCCAACAUUAUCCAGACAUGCUAAAUCAAGUAAAUAAUAAUGGAUCGAAUGUCGCAUUAUGUGCAGUACAAGGAGGAAAUGUUGAAAUUUUAGAACUUCUGGCACAAAAAGGCGUCGAUAUAACAUUAAAAAAUAAGGCUGGCCAAAAUAUUCUUCAUAUUGCUUGUGUUAAUUGCCGAUUAGAAAUGUGCCAAUAUAUCAUCCAACAUUAUCCAGACAUGCUUAAUCAAGUAGAUAAUAAUGGAUGGAAUGUCGCAUUAUAUGCAGCACAAGGAGGAAAUGUUGAAAUUUUAGAACUUCUGGCACAAAAAGGCGUCGAUAUAACAUUAAAAACUAAUGUAGGCGGUAAUAUUCUUCACAUUGCUUGUGCUACUUGCCGAUUAGAAAUGUGCCAAUAUAUCAUCCAACAUUAUCCAGACAUGCUUAAUCAAGUAGAUAAUAUUGGAUGGAAUGCCGCAUUACAUGCAGCACAAGGAGGAAAUGCUGAAAUUUUAGAACUUCUGGCACAAAAAGGCGUCGAUAUGACAUUUAAAACUAAGAAAGGCAGUAAUAUUCUUCACAUUGCUUGUAUUAAUUCUAAAUCAGAAAUGUGCCAAUAUAUCAUCCAGCAUUAUCCAGACAUGCUUAAUCAGGUCAAUAAUGAUGGAUGGAAUGCCGCAUUAUGUGCAGCACAAGGAGGAAAUGUUGGAAUUUUAGAACUUCUUGCAGAGAAAGGUGUCCAACUGGCUUAG